UCCGACCCAGCCUUUCCGCCCCUCAGCUCGCUAGCCAGAUCUCUCUUCCACAGGGGAAGUCGCCGACGAGAAGAGAGGGAGGCGAGCUAGGAGGGCGAGGGGAUGGGGCGGGAGGUGUCGGAGAGCUGCGUCGACGGGGUGGUGAUGGAGAUGGUGGCCGCCUACUGCGGCCGCUUCUACGCCGCCAAGCCGGAGCUCGCCGCCGGCCGCAUUGAGGCCAUCGGCUUCCAGGUCGGCCAUCAGCUCUCCGAGAGAUAUACAAUGGAGCGCCCUCGAUUCAGUGAUCAUCUUGAGGCGAUCAAAUUUAUUUGCAAAGACUUUUGGUCAGAGCUUUUCAAGAAACAGAUAGACAAUCUGAAAACAAAUCAUAGGGGUACCUUUGUUCUUCAAGAUAACCAUUUCCGGUGGCUUACUCGUGUUUCACUAGAACCAUCUGUAGAGAGCGCUGAUACAACUGAGAAUGACUCUGCAUCAUUAGGUGAUUCUGCGGCCCAAACAACAAGCAUGCUUUUAUAUUUCCCAUGUGGGUUAAUAAGAGGUGCACUGACAAACUUGGGAAUCCCAUGUGCUGUCUCAGCAGACAUGUCUAACCUUCCAGCAUGUUCUUUCGUGGUGCGUAUAAAGACAUGAUCUGUGAGAAAUAACACAGGUAGAAUGUGAAUCCCUGCAUGUGGUUUAAGUGGUUUGGACAGGAAAAGGGAGGAGGUCCAGUUAUUUGAGUAGAUUGUAUUUUGCUGUUCCUCCUAUGUUUGAAUCUCAAAUAUUUGCUGUAAUUCUGUGAUGCAAGAUACUCUGUAAUAUUUGAUCUGGAGAAUGUCUAUAUAUAUGCAUUUUUUAAA
Lolium rigidum is the source of this 839-nucleotide messenger RNA. RefSeq names its product trafficking protein particle complex subunit 6b-like. The record is from RefSeq and is a predicted model, not a curated record. The transcript has 4 exons. Gene Ontology annotation, biological process: endoplasmic reticulum to Golgi vesicle-mediated transport; regulation of GTPase activity. Bases 103 to 630 code for a protein of 175 amino acids. Gene Ontology annotation, cellular component: cis-Golgi network; trans-Golgi network; TRAPP complex. NCBI's taxonomy places the organism in Eukaryota, Viridiplantae, Streptophyta, Magnoliopsida, Poales, Poaceae.